GGCAAUGGCGCGGCGGCUAGGAUGGUGUCGCGACGCCUCGCGUCAACGUUGCUGAGACCGUCGACGUCGCAGGCAACAGUGGUGGCCAACGCAUCGCGUCAGCGCGGUAUCCGCCAUAUUGGCCGCGAGGAACCUGUUUAAACUACGCGAGGAAGAGAGAGAUAGAAAGAGAGAGAGGCAGAGAAAGAGAGAGAGAGAGAGAAAGGCUGCUCUCUUACGAUCCUUCGUCCGAGAUCCGGCCGUGGGGGUGAGAAACGAGGGCGUGUAGCAUAUAGAAGAGCGUGUGUGUGCUAGCGCGAUUCUAAGUGUGUGCUCGACAAGGGAAACGAAGAAGGUGGUCGGUGGUGGUGGAGGAAGAGGGCAAUCGCGUCGUGGGACACGCCGAGAUACGCCUCGAACGUUUUCCACCACGCCGCACGGUGAAACAGGGUGAAAGACGGCCCGGCCCGUUGGAACAUAGAGAGGGAAAAGGAAGAAGAAGAGAGAGGCUGCAAGGAAGUGUACACUCCGGUGACAGUGGCUAGGAAAGUGUCAGCGCAAAAAGUGUCCCGUGCUUCGAGCCGGAUCGGUGGCUACGAUCGUAGUACCACCCUUGGCCUACACCCCAUCGCUCCAAGCAACUCGAUGACCCUGUUCUGUUUUUUUUUUAUUUCCGACGAACUUGCGCCAUCGAUCACCGAUCGCGACUGAUCGUUGAACGACGUGUAAUAUAAUCGAUGCAUAUUGCACACGUUGAUAACUCGGGACGGCCAGUAUAAAAUUCUUUCCAUGCGACCUCGUGUAUAAACAAGAGCACGCGUUCGCGGGGUUCAGUAACAUCGUUCGUUCAGCAGCUACCACUCGAUUCGAUCGACAGAACCGACCCAUCACAUUCGUAUUUCGUGUUCGCGAUCACGUACGAUCGUCGAUCGUCGAGAGUGUAUUCGACAGGAGGGAGAGAGGAUCAAAUUGGAGAAAAACGUUCUGGGUAGUUCCGGUAGAAACGACGCGGCUCGCGAGAAACUCGAGGCGCAACGUAAGCGGGUUAGCUGGUCGGUGUCCAGCGUGACAGCGCCGUGGGCUUGUCUCUCCCUCUGGUCUCGACUUCUGCCAAUCAAUAACCAGCGCACCGACUCGUUCACGCUCUACUCUCUGCCUUCCUCUCCCUUCUCUCUCUCUCUUCCUCUUUUUCUCUCUCUAUCUCUCUCUUGUCCUAUCCGUUUCCCUCGUUACCGUUCACCGUUCAAACUUCCCUCUCUGUCUCCCCCAGCUCACUCGAUACGCUUGAAUGACAAACGCAAGCCCGAUAGCAAGUGGAAUCGAAAGGGUUUAAAAGAAUUGCCCGGAUGAAUUGAGAGGCUCGUGUUUGCUCGGCGAUGCCUUUCCGUUUCUCUCUUCCGCCCGAUUCGCGCCGUUCUCCUCUGUCCCUGCGCACUCCGAUCGCGUCGAGCGUUUCUUCUCCCCUCGCUUCCACUUGCUGCUAGCUUUCGCCGCCCUUUCAGCGGCUACAAACACGAAACUCUCCGUAUCCAUCCUUUACUAUCCUUCUUGAUAACGAUACACGGUGAGCAGAAGCAACAACAGGCUGUGCGUGUUUUGGGACGAGAGGACGAGCACGAGGACGGCAACUUGCGACGAUACGAGAGCAGAGGCAACGCGUCGCGACGAAACGGAACAGCCAGAGGCGGCGGUAGCGGCGCUCUAGCUGCUGGCGGCGCCAGCGCCCUGCACGCAGCACCUUCAAACAGAGCCACGAAACCUAUUUAUACUCCGUCAACGUAGCGGACGACGCGACGUAGCGAGAACAGCGCCGUAUUCUGGCCGCCCACGCGAGCAACAGCCCGAACGAACCGCGUCGUGAGCUGCACGACCACGAACCUCGAGAGGAGCAACAGCCAGCAGAGAAGACACCAUCCUACUCUCUCGUCCCCGGUCUACGUGUUGCUGCUCGUUACUAAAUAUUCGCCAUAAUAGUUCACCGCCGCCGUCGUCGUCGUAUCGAAUCGUCGUGCCGAACCGUGGCUGGAGGACGUAUCAUAGUUAACCGGUGGAGCGACUCGGCGGAAUUCGUGAAACGCUCGUCAUCCAUCCAUCCAUCCAUCCAUCCCGACGUGCACACUCCUGCUUCCCAACGAUUCGAAAUUAGAAUCGCUCUACUGGUUGGCCGAUAGAGAUUGAGAGAAAAUAGAGGUUCGCUGGUCGUCGUGGUAGUGUCGAUGGAUAGCGACGAAAUCCUCAUUGGACAGGAUCAACGACAGUGGAGUCUGGCUAGCGGCACGGCCACCGGAGCCCACCCAUAGGUGACGCCAUUGAGAGUCUAUCUUUCCCUUGGCGUGUGAUCGACCGUCGCGCAUCCGCCUUCCCUUCUCGCGUCGUGUGCCGAUCUGCGCGCUCUACACCACCGCGGCGGUUGCUCUCCUGUCGCCGGAGCUGCUCCGCUCGCUGGAUGGGGUUGGGUGUCGUCGUGGUGUCGCCUUGCUGUUGGGUGUCGUUGAACGCGUCUCGCUGGUGAUCGUGUUGCCGGCGAACGAGUGGAAGAAGAAGAAGAAGAAGAGGAGGAGGAAGAGGAAGCUCUGUUUAGGGAGCUUUUCAAGGCUGGACGAGCCAGCGGGCGGGAAAUGGCCGGUGGUGUACUGUUAUAAUGCUUGAGGACGAUCCGCUGGCUGGACCAAGGCGCGCCGAUUCGUUGACCGAUCGUUGUUGCUCAAACACCGACGUUGCUACCGACUUCGUUGAGAUCAACGUUGAUAGCGUCGUGGAGAACAUCGUCGAGGGAGUCGGUCGCGAACAGACUACGAAGAAGAGCACAGUGACGAAGGGGCGGCUCGCGUAGCCCAAGAGCAUCGUUGUGCGUGUGGUGCGUGGUGCGCGUAUGUGUCCGUCCGUGAGUGAGUGGCACGAGUGAAAAAGGUUGAGGCGAUCGUAACAUACGUGACGAGGGCUGCGAAGAGCGCGUGCUGGGAGCAUGCAGGGUUCGGGCGAGGCCCGAAGAGGCCUUAGUCCCGCGGGUGGACCGGGAUAAGGUUUAGCGAUACGAUUCACGAGUACCGCACCGGAAGUGACGAAGAGGAUAACGAAGUUCGGAUUAAACGGCUGCUUGGUCGCGUUCGCUCGACCAAGUGAACGUCCUUAAGCUGAGAUCGCAGGGACGCGGGAAGCGAGCUGGACUCGCUUUCGGGCGCAUGGAACAUGAUAGAGAUGUCGAGCGGAAUCGGUGCAACUGCAAUGGGGAUCGACGUUAGUCACGGGGCAGGGGGUGGCGAGAGUGUCGCCGGUGGCUGCCGGCUCCGCGCGCAGAGCCAAAGCCAGGCGAGCGGAUCGUCGGGCAACUCGCAGCAGUCCUCGCAGCAGCAGCAACAGCAGCAACAACAGCAGCCACCCUCGUCGCAGCAGCCGCAGCAGCAACAGCAACGCCAGUCAUCCGGAAUCAUGGGCCGCUUGAAGAAGGACAACUGUUGCCUGUGCUGGUGCUGGUGUUGUAGUUGCUCGUGGCAUAAUUGUUUGUCGGCGUUGAGGGGAAAUUCGGCAGGCGCAGGAGGCGCGAUCGAUCAGGGGAAGAAGAAAGGGAACUCGGGUGUGGAACACAGCGAAUUGUGCGACACGGGGAACGGACUCGACGGCUUGGAUGGUCUCGAUGGAAACGUGGAGUGCAGCCUGGAGGAGAUCAGAUCGUGGGGUUCGUCCUUCGAUAAACUGAUGAGGAGCGACGCGGGCCGUAAAUUCUUCAGGGAGUUCCUCCUCAGCGAGUACAGCGAAGAGAACAUCGCGUUCUGGCUCGCUUGCGAGCAACUGAAACACGAGAGCAAUUCCGAGAAGAUCGAAGAGAACGCACGCUACAUCUACGAUCGUUACAUAUCCACGGUCUCGGAGAAAGAGGUAAGCCUGGACUCGCGAGUGCGCGAAAUAGUGAACCGUAACAUGGUGCAGCCAACGCCGAACACCUUCGACGAGGCCCAGCUGCAGAUCUACACCUUGAUGCACCGGGACUCGUAUCCCCGUUUCGUGAACAGCGAGAUCUAUCGACGGGCGGCGAGACUGAGCAGUGGAACGACGGGAUCGAGCAAUCAGGAACACGGCAACACGGCUAAGUCGAAGGGGAAGAGGUCCACCACGUAAUCGCUCGUUCAACGACCAAAAAAAAAAAAAAGGACGAUGGGGUGGCAGCGGACCAACAGCCUCCGUCUCUCAGUAGGUAGCCCCGAGGCGACAUUGGGGACGCCGCGACGCUGUCAACGCUGGCCGAUGACGACGAAAGCCGGAGGACAUCGGCAUGAAAACAACAAGGAAUAGUAUCAGCUCUAAGGUGUCGCGCCUCGAUGAAUCUCUCUGCCCUCGUCAUAAAGCGAACAAAGAAAAGAAAGAAAACGAAAAAAAAAAAUAAAGUAAAAUAAAAUAAAAUAAAAUAAAAUAGAAUAAAAUAAAAAUCGAGAUCUCAAGCGUGUGGAGAUUUUGAAGAUUUUCUCCUCUUGUCGGAGAAUACAGGAGAAAGAGGAAAUAAAAAGUUUUCCGAAGCGAAACUCGCGACUCGCUCUUCCACGCGAUGCCACAUCGGGGCCAACGUGCACGAACUUGACGAUGGACUGAACUAAAUAAAUAAAAGUAACUAGAUGAAGAGGAACGACGAAAAAUUGAAAAGAAAGGAGCAAGGACUAGGAUGAAAAGAGAAGAGAAAGGAAAGAGCAGCAUAAAAGAAUCGCAUAUACGUCGCGUUGAUCCAUUGACUCUUUCUUCCAAAAUACUAUGGACACACGCUCGUUCACGCGUGACACACGAGUAUAGAUCGAAGAAUCGAAAACACAGAGACAUAUACACACGCGGGUCGGUCGCGGAUGACGUUCAUCUUUCAAGGAAGUUCCUAAUUUCCAUCGUCUUUCGCGAUUGAUCAUCGCCGAUGAUCUCUCUCUUUCUCCCCCUCCCCCAUACACAAACAUAACCAUAACCACCCCAACCCCUCGCUCGAUAACGAAUCAGUCGUGUUUUUCUCUGUCUCUCCCCGCUUUCGAGCUCUCUUCUUUCUUUUUUCUCUCUUCUUUUGUACCAUGGUUUUUCUUCGUCCCCUCGUUUCAACCCGUCUCUCUUUCUCGCUCUAUUCAGUCGAACUUCUUUCAUCGCACGAGUUGGGGAAGAUCUCGAGAUUCGAGGAAUUUCCUGCGAUAGAAUCGUUUGGAACUUGGGUCGCGAUGAUUAUGUUCUCAUAUUUCGUUAGGAUGAUGGAGUCAUUCAAAAUAUCAGGAUCCUGCACGAUAAUGAUAUUAGCGAAUUUUCACAAGUCACAAUUUUUAGGUCGUAGACAAAUUUUAUGGUAUCACGUCGAGAUGAUUUGUAAUUUGUAAAAUUCUAAGUGUUCUUAUUGCCAAGCCUACAUUUGCACAAGACUUAAAAUUUAAAAUUUAAAAUUUAAAAUUAAAACAAGACACAAUUUAAAAUUGCACAAGACUUACAAUGACCCGAGUUCUCGCAGCACAGAGGGGUCUGCAUGUUCCAAGAGACGCGCGAAGAAAUGAAAAUCGCCGAAGCAAUAUCCAUCGCUGAAAACGGUCGUCGUUAAUAGAAUCGAUUAUUGGAUACUUAGAAUCCCCCAAAAUAUCGACGAAAGCGUAGCGAAACGCGGAAUAUUCCGUGACGAGGCUCCCAUUAAAAGAAGACACUCUUUUCUGAAUGUCUUCUUGACGAUGAAACGGAUCUCUGUUAAUAGAAGCAGAGAUUAUUUUCAUAGAAAAAGGAGUAACAUUUCGUCUGGUCUUAGGGUGCCCUCAGACGAUCAAUAAUGUCAAUAUUUCAAGAUUCUCAACAUCAUUGCGGCUUGUCAAUAAAUAUUGAUGAUAUCAUCAAUGAUGACGUAUCGUCAAUAUUUAUUGCGACAAACCGUAUUUUCUCGUAUGUUCAAUAUUUAUUGACGAUAUCUAUCAAUCGUCCGAGGAUCUCUUUAUACGUACAAUGAAAUCGAGAGCCUUGAAUAUUGACAAUAAAUAUAUACAUAUAUAUAUAUACAUAUUGCACGUUUGAUGGCAUCCUCACUUGUAAUCUGACAGACGAACUCGAAGAUCGGCGACGUACGGUUCGUCUCGUCACAAAUCGCGAUUUCUGUAACGGGACCAUGAACAGAUCGAAGUAAUUUAUUAGCAAAUAAAUGGUAAAUGGGCCUCGUUCGUGGAAUACUCGUUCGAUGAUAAGUAUGUCGUUCGAUUGUAGAAUACCAGGUCAAAGAAUAUCAAAGAGCAUUAGCAUAAUUCAAUUACGUAGGCGUUGUGAAGUAUUUUAUUACCAUCGCACUAGCGUCGUAGAAAUGUAAGCAGGUUCGCGAAUUUGUUUGUCAAAUUCAUGUACUCGAUCUUGAAUCGCUAAUCCAACGAACCCUCGACACUAUUCUCCGGACGUUCUUCUUCGUUUAAUCGACGUUUCUUUAAACAUGCCGCGUUGCAUCGGCGAUUCAAGAUCGACCCAGAGGCUACACGCCUCGACAAUCCGAUUGCUAAUUGAAAUUUAAUUAAUUCAGCCUCUUGCAUUCCGACAUCCCUUUGACUUUCUCCGUUUUGCUUCAAUAUCUUCCAGCAACAAACGACAACUCUGUAAAGAACUUCGUUUGAAAAAGGUUAGAGAAUACACAGAUACCAUUUUUAUUAUCGAAUACGCAUCGGAACAUAGCCAAAGGUUAACCAAAUCAAUCGAUCGAAUCGCAUCGUGCGCAAGUAGAAAAUUUCUUCUUUGGAAGGAUGCAAAAGACGAAGAAGAGAGAAGAAGAAAGAGAUCCUCGACGAUCUUUCCUCAUCGACGCCUGCCACAUUGCAAACCUGGAAGCCGUUUCACUUCUAUUUUCGCGUGGACCGUACAUCAAGGUGGCCUCCAUCCUAAUGAACAAAGCAGCUCAUCGUCCCCGAACAGCGUACACAAAGUUACUGCCAGCGAGACACACCGUGGAUCGAACACGCCUCACGUAGAUGACCAAGAAAGAAAAGAAACGAAGACUAAAAAUGAUGCACGAUCUAGUCAGAAUUGCUUGAAGACGAUGGCGUGGAUGAAAGAAAAAGGCCUAAGCGAGAAAGUUUUCAAUUUGGACCGCGAGUUCGAACUGACAUUUGGAAUAUCGUUCGUCAUACUGUCAUUCUUCGUCUCCUAUCGUUGCACAAAGUUAUCGUCCUUGUUAAUAUAAUUUCGAUACUUUAUCGACGAGGGAAUGCAACGGAUACCUUUCGUUUUUCUGUUUCUUUUUUUUUCUUUUUACAAAGAUGGCGAAUGAUCGAAGAAGUUGGAACGCGACACGAUAUCUUCAAUUCUUGCGCGAGACGUUCAAGCUCGCUCGGAGAUUGUUCGAUGCUGUGUAAACGACCAACAAAUUUUUUUUUACACCCCCGAUUCAUUAUCGAAGGUACUUAAUCGAUGUUUAAAGGUUGUUACUUUACGCGGUCGAACGUUCGACAAGUUGAUCUCAUCACGAUGGAUCUCACAGCAGCGCGCUCGAAAGGAGGAAAAGAUAAGAGUAAAAUAAAGAAAACGAAGAAUGAGUGUGGAACUGCGAAAGCGGAAACGAACCGAAUUUAAGCGUGCCUCGGACGAGACACGCGCUCCAAUACAAGCACACGAAUAAACACGUGACCAGGAUUCCACGUCGCUCUCGUGAACCGCACAAUUUUACCCAUCCAACGACCACGAGUAAAAAUAAAACCGAUGGACACCUGAACUGACCUUGCAAACCAAAAGAAACAACAACAAAACGUAAGCACUAAAAAAAAAGCGAAAAAAGUAAAAAACGAUUAAAAAUCUGAGUCUACAGUACUUUAUAUCGACACUUUCAUUUGAUACUACCAUUUUUUUCUUGUUCCACAAAUUUUCUAUAAUCUUUCCUUCCCCGUGAUAAUGACAUAGGGUUGAAAUACGCCCCUGGCCACGUGGCUGCGCCAAGAAUAAAAAGAGAAAAAAGAAAAGAAAAAGAGAAAAAUCGCUCGCUCGAAACUCGUCGAUCAGCGACGCUUAGGGGAAAGACGCGCGAAAUCGUCGCGAGCCGAUUGCACAGGAAAAAAAGCAGAGAAUAAAAAAAGCAAAGAGUGAAAAAUACUAAAAAAGUUCGCGCAGUCAGUCACAGCGGUUGGCUACUAUCUCGUAGAAUAUAUCUUACAUAGUAAACCCAAAGACGAAGAAAGGAGAAUAAAACUAAUUAUACGUGCGAAUAUAUGAAUAUACAUAAUAUAUAUAUAUGAAUAUAAAAGGAAUCCAAAACAAGAAUAUAUAUAUAUAUAUUAUAAAUAUAUAUGAAAUUUCACCUACACAUAAACAAAUACACACACGUGCGCGUGCGCGCGCACAAACAUACACACUCAUGUGCUACAUAUGUUCGGCAUUAUAAAUAUGGUGGCAGGGUGCGAAUCGCGCGCACGAGGAGGAGAGAAAGGGCGGGAGAGAGUGGGAGGGAGUGAGCGUAAAGGUGAGAAAGAGAGACAAAUAUCGGACGAUUUUUUCAUUCUUCCGUAUUCCAGUUCCAUGCGAGAAGACAUCAUUCGCGAUCGAGCAUUUCACAGGUAGAAGUAAACGCUUUACAACCCCCGUGUCGUUGUUUCCGACCCUCCGACUGAUCGAUCAAAUAACGACGAAAGGGUUCACCCUUUCUCCUCCCAUUAACCACUAUCGUUUCACGUGUGAUCUCAUUUAAACAAAUCUCUAAAACGAGAACAAACGUAAGCUUCGUUCAUUAUCGAAGAAGAGAACGAUUAUGGUGGACAGAAACUGAUUUUUAUAUAUGACCAUAUCCAAUCAUUUCCACCUCGCCCCUGUUCAGUCUUGAAACGAUAUUGACGUAUGCACGACGUAUAUGACGAUGAAGUAUGAAGGAGAAGGCGACUUUUACCGGAAGCAACGAGACACGAAGCGAUUCUUAACGAAACCAUUUCCCUCUGGAAACGGGGAUGGAAAAGAAUGACGCGGGGGUUGGUGUGCGUGAAGACGGGGCAAGAAACGAGAAACGCCGGUGGAGAAAGAAGUGAAUUACGGUGAAAUUGGACGAGCGUCAUCUUCUCUAAUAAACGCACAAUUUUUCUGAACCUUCGA
Molecule: messenger RNA, 9018 nt
Organism: Bombus pascuorum
Lineage: Eukaryota; Metazoa; Arthropoda; Insecta; Hymenoptera; Apidae
Gene: Dhit
Product: regulator of G-protein signaling 17
Exons: 5
Coding region: 3169-4095 (308 amino acids)
Source: RefSeq, a predicted model, not a curated record